Molecule: messenger RNA, 1599 nt
Organism: Diversispora eburnea
Lineage: Eukaryota; Fungi; Glomeromycota; Glomeromycetes; Diversisporales; Diversisporaceae
Source: the annotation of a GenBank genome assembly
AUGUCACGAAGAAGAAGUCCGGGACGAAAGAGAGGUGAUGACGAGUAUAUACCUUCCAAUAGUGAAAGUGAAGAUAGUGAUUCUCCAACUGAGAAUACUUCGCGUCCGCUGAGAGGACGUCCAAAAAAAAAAGAUUCCGACACCCUCAGUCAAAAUAGUCGUCAUUCCAAUAGUCAGAAUAGACGUCAUUCCAAUAGUCGAAAUAGUCGAAAUAGUAAAAGUCCAUCCAAUAAAAGUAUUGGAAGUACGGAUGGAAUUUCAUCCCAAAAUAAUUCUUCCACCUCCAUUCAUAGUUCGGGAUCAUCACAAAGUAAUCGUCAUCAUAAAAAAGUUGGUAAUAAAGCAGCGAAACGAAAGAAAUCUCGUCGUCAAAAUGUAUUUGUUAAUAAAGAAAAUAAUGUAAGAAAUCCUACACAUAAAAUAGUUAAAAUGCCCAAAAAGAAUGUUGUUGUCGAUACCGGGAAGUUGGUACCACCACCGCCGAUGAAUAAAAAGUCGAAAAAGAAAAAAGACGCGGAAAUAAUCACCGAAGAGGAUAAAUUAUUGGCAUCACUUCCAUUACCAUCAGCUUCAAUUCCUCAUGUGUUUAAUAGAAAUCUUAGUAUGAUUGGAUCAAUUAAUAUUCAAUCAUUCGGUACUAAGAAAUCAUCAAAUAAUGUAAUCAUGCGUAUAAUUGCUGAUAUACUUCGACGAUAUGAUAUUGUCUUAUGUCAGGAAAUUCAUGAACCGAAAGGGAAAGAAGAAAUUAUAAAAAAACUUGUUGAUUUGGUAUCAACACCAAGUAAUCCAUAUUCAUAUGUUGUUAGUCAUCCCAUAGGUCGAAAUUCAUAUCAAGAAAGGUAUCUUUUCUUAUAUAAACAACAAGAAUGGAAAGUAUUAGAUGAUUAUGUUGUUGAAGAUGAUGUUAAAAUGGGAGAUAGAUUCAUUAGGGAACCUUAUGUAGUAAGAUUUCAACAUUUAAGGAAACCCAAUGUAAGAGUUACAUUGGUCGGAUGUCAUACGCAACCCGAAAAAGCGUUUGAAGAAAUCAAAGUAUUAGUUGAUGAUGUUUAUUCGAAUGUAAAAAAGAGGAUACAAAGGGAUACCAUACAAGAAAAACGCCAACUUGAUCAAGAUAGGGCAAUAAGUAAAAAGAAAGAAGGAGGAAUUUUAAAUUAUUUGAAACAUUAUUUAUGUUGCUGUUUUGGAUCAUAUUCACCAGUUUCCACUAGGGAUUUUACAGAAGAAGAAGAAGGAGGAGGAUUAAAAUCGAGUGAACCUAUAAUUAUGAUGGGAGAUUUUAAUGCAGCAGGUUCAUAUGUUAAUAAAAAGCAACGGGAAGAAUUAGAUACUAUAUUAAAGAAGAAUAAUUUAAUGUGGGGAAUUAAACAUUCUACGGAUACAACAGUAGCAGAUGGAUCCAAAGCAGCGUAUGAUCGAUUUGUAUUUGAAACAAAUAAUGAACGAAGAUGGAUUGGUAAUACUAGAGUAUGGAGAUUUGAUGAGAGUUGGGAAAAUAAUGAAAAUGUUGAUAAAAAUGUUGACAAAGAUUUCAUCAAGAAAGUAGCCAAGCGAGUUACAGAUCAUUAUCCAAUUGAAUUUGAGUUCAAAUUGCAGUAA